GGCGCGGCGGUCUCGGCGGCGCGCAGGCGCACAAGGCGCCCGCGCCUCCAACAUGGCUGAGGUGGUGCCGCUUCUCUUGCAGCGGGCGCGGAGGGGAGGAUGCUGAGCCUCCCGGGAGCUGCCGCCGCCGCCGCAGCAGGGGUGGUGAGGCCCGAGGCGGGCUCCUCUCAGCCAUGGCCAGGCUGGCCGACUAUUUCAUCGUGGUGGGCUAUGACCACGAGAAGACAGCAGGCCCAACAGAAGGUUUGGGAAAAAUAAUACAAAGAUUUCCUCAGAAGGACUGGGAAGACACUCCUUUUCCACAGGGAAUAGAGUUGUUUUGCCAGCCUGGAGGAUGGCAGCUUUCGAAAGAGAGAAAACAGCCAACGUUCUUUGUGGUGGUUUUGACUGAUAUAGACUCAGAGAGGCACUACUGUUCCUGCUUAACUUUCUAUGAAGCAGAGAUUAACCUGCAGGGAACAAAAGAAAUUGAAGGUGAAGAGGAGUCUGGUUUAAUUCCGCCUGCAGAAGUAUUUGCUCCUAAAAGUCUGGUGUUGGUGUCCAGACUAGAUUAUCCAGAAAUUUUCAGGGCUUGCCUUGGCCUGAUCUAUACCGUGUAUGUGGACAGCCUGAAUGUGUCACUGGAGACUCUCAUUGCAAAUCUGUGUUCAUGCCUUGUCCCUGCUUCUGGAGGGUCUCAGAAACUGUUUUCUUUGGGAGCUGGAGACCGACAACUAAUACAGACUCCUCUACAUGAUAGCCUUCCUGUUACAGGCACCAGUGUGGCUCUUCUCUUUCAGCAACUGGGAAUCCAAAAUGUACUCAGCUUAUUCUGUGCCGUGCUUACAGAAAAUAAGGUUCUCUUUCACUCAGCAAGUUUUCAGAGACUCAGUGAUGCCUGUAGGGCUCUGGAGUCUUUGAUGUUUCCCCUCAAAUACAGUUAUCCCUAUAUUCCAAUUCUUCCUGCACAGCUAUUGGAAGUUCUCAGCUCACCAACACCUUUCAUAAUUGGUGUACAUUCUGUCUUUCGCAAUGACAUUCAUGAGCUUUUAGAUGUAAUCAUAGCAGACCUGGAUGGAGGCACAAUUAAAAUUCCUGAAUGUAUUCAUCUUUCUCAGCUGCCAGAGCCACUGCUACAUCAGACUCAAAUGGCGCUUUCUCUAGUUUUGCAUCCUGAUUUGGAAACAGCAGAUUAUGCAUUCCCUCCCCCACGAACAGCUUUAUCACACUCAAAAAUGCUGGAUAAAGAAGUGCGAGCAAUCUUCCUUAGGCUAUUUGCACAACUUUUCCAAGGAUACCGGUCAUGUCUUCAGCUGAUCAGAAUUCAUGCUGAACCAGUAAUUCAUUUCCAUAAGGCAGCCUUCUUGGGGCAGCGAGGCUUAAUUGAGAAUGACUUUCUAACCAAAGUUCUCAAUGGAAUGGCAUUUGCUGGUUUUGUGUCAGAGAGGGGUCCUCCUUUCAGAGCCUGUGAUCUUUUUGAUGAGUUGGUAGCCUUUGAAGUCGAAAGAAUUAAAGCUGAGGAAGGUAACCCACCAAAAAUGAUAAAGCAUGUUAGAGAACUUGCAGAACAGCUCUUCAAAAAUGAGAAUCCCAACCCCCACAUAGCAUUCCAGAAAGUGCCGCGGCCCACGGAGGGCUCCCACUUGCGGGUUCACAUCCUCCCUUUCCCCCGAAUCAAUGAGUGCCGGGUGCAGGAGCUCCUCCAGGAAGGCCUCGCAAGGAGUCAGGGUGCCCCUGCUGCCACCCGGGGGGACAAGAAGUGCGUCGUUCCAGCAGGUCCCCCUGUUGUUUCCAUAAUGGAAAAAGGAAGUACAGUUUUCAACAGUGCACAAAGGCUGGAAGUUGUUAGAAACUGCAUCUCAUUCAUUUUUGAAAACAAAUUUUUGGAGACUGAAAAGACCCUGCCUGCAGCUCUGAGAGCCCUAAAAGGAAAGGCAGCUCGGCACUGCCUGACACAGGAAUUAGGCCUGCAUGUUAAACAAAAUCGAGCAAUACUGGACCAUCAGCAGUUUGACUACAUUGUGCGAAUGAUGAACUGUGCAUUGCAGGAUUGUUCAUCUUCAGAAGAAUAUAGCAUUGCUGCAGCGUUGCUACCCCUGACGACUGCUUUUUAUAGGAAAUUAGCACCUGGAGUUAGUCAGUUUGCUUACACCUGUGUACAAGACCAUCCUAUCUGGACUAACCAACAGUUUUGGGAAACAACCUUUUAUAGCAACGUGCAAAAUCAAGUUCGCUCCCUCUACCUUACAGCCAAAGAUGACAACCAUGCAGUACAGUUGAGACUAAAGGAGAAGAAUUCUGUAGGUCCAGACCAGGAUAAGACAGUAAUGGACCUGGCUGCUGAGCAGUUGCGAUUAUGGCCAAGUCUUAAUAAACAAAUGCAGCAGGAGCUAGUCCAGAAUGAGGAAAGUACAGUUUUCAGUCAGGCAAUUCAUUUUGCUAACCUCAUGGUCUACCUGCUAGUACCACUGGAUACCAGUAAGAACAAGUUACUGAGAACAUCAGCUACUGGUGACUGGGAGAGUGGAAGUAACAGUAUUGUCACAAACAGUAUUGCAGGCAGUGUUGCAGAGAGUUAUGACACUGAAAGUGGAUUUGAGGAUUCUGAGAACAAUGAUGUUGCAAACGCAGUUGUACGCUUCAUCACCAGAUUUAUUGAUAAGGUUUGCACAGAGAGUGGAGUUACACAGGAUCACAUCAAGGGCCUUCAUUGCAUGAUACCAGGCAUUGUAGCAAUGCACAUAGAGACCCUGGAGGCUGUCCAUCGUGAGAGUAGGCGGCUUCCACCAAUACAGAAGCCCAAAAUUCUACGACCAACUUUACUGCCAGGAGAAGAAUUUGUUUGUGAAGGUCUCCGUGUGCUACUGGAUCCUGAUGGCAGAGAGGAAGCUACAGGAGGACUGCUUGGAGGUCCUCACAUCCUCCCUGCUGAAGGAGCUUUGUUCCUUACCACUUACAGAAUUAUAUUUAAAGGCACUCCUCAUGAUCAACUGGUUGGAGAGCAGACGGUGAUCCGGAGCUUUCCUAUUGCAUCUGUUACGAAGGAGAAGAAGAUCACUAUACAGAACCAGCUGCAGCAGAGUAUGCAGGAAGGACUGCAGAUCACUUCAGCUACCUUUCAGUUAAUUAAAGUAGCAUUUGAUGAAGAAGUAAGUCCUGAAGUGGUGGAAAUAUUUAAGAAGCAGUUAAUGAAGUUCCGUUAUCCUCAAUCUAUCUUCAGCACUUUUGCAUUUGCAGCUGGACAAACAGCACCACAGAUAAUUUUACCAAAACCAAAAGAAAAGAACACUUCAUUCCGUACUUUCUCAAAAAGCAUUGUAAAAGGAGCAAAACGUGCUGGGAAGAUGACAAUUGGACGCCAAUAUUUAUUAAAGAAGAAGACGACAGGCACAAUAGUGGAAGAAAGAGGGAAUCGCCCAGGCUGGAAUGAAGAUGAUGAUAUCUCUGUUUCAGAUGACAGCGAGCUGCACACAAGUGGUACCCUAAAAGCAUCAGAAAAAUCAACAAUGGAGCAAUUAGUAGAAAGAGCCUGUUUCAGAGACUAUCAACGUUUGGGACUAGGAACCAUCAGUAGUAACUCUUCUCGCUCAAAAACAGAAUACUUAAGAAUAACUGCACUGAACAGGAUGUAUUCACUUUGCAGGAGUUAUCCUGGGCUUCUGGUAGUACCUCAGUCUAUUCAAGACAGCAGUCUGCAGAGAGUUGCUCGCUGUUACCGUCACAAUCGCCUACCAGUUGUCUGUUGGAAGAACACUAAAACCAGUACUCUUCUACUUAGAUCUGGGGGCUUUCAUGGAAAAGGUGUUGUUGGCCUCUUCAAAUCCCAAAACACACAUACUACAGCUCCUGCUUCUUUAGAAUCUUCAAGCAGUAUAGAACAGGAAAAAUACCUACAAGCCUUACUGAAUGUGAUAUCCGUCCACAGCAAAAUGAAUGGCAGUAAUACUCUCACUGUUAGACCAACAAUUGCUCUGUCUCCAGGCACUGAAAGGAGGGCUUCAAGAAUGUCUACUGUGUUUAAGCAGGUAGUGCCAGGACAUUUGGAUGUAAAUCUAUCCAAUAGCUUUGCUCGAGGAGUGCUUGGGUACAGAGAUAAAUGUUUCACUCAUUCAAAUUCCAAAUCAGCAACUAAGGGAAGAGUCCAUCAAGGUGUAUGGGCAAGUCUUCGUUCAAGCAACCGGUUUAUCAACACUCAGACUCCAUUCAUUGAUGUUGGUGCAAGACUUGCAGGGAAAGAUAACACCACUUCCUACAGUAGCAGCACUUUUCUGCAAAGUCAGCUUUUGAGACGGCAAGCAGCUCUCUACAUAUUUGGAGAAAAAUCUCAGUUACGGGGAUUCAAACUUGAUUUUGCUUUGAAUUGUGAAUUUGUUCCUGUUGAAUUCAGUGACAUCCGACAGACAAAGGCAAGCUUUAAAAAGCUGAUGAGAGCUUGUGUUCCCAGCACUAUUCCUACAGAUUCUGAGGCAACAUUUCUUAAAGCACUUGGGGAGUCAGAGUGGUUCCCACAGCUUCACAGGAUAAUGCAGUUGGGUGUGAUCAUCUCUGAGCUCCUGGAAAAUGGUUCUUCUGUUAUGAUUUGUUUGGAAGAUGGCUGGGAUAUUACUGCGCAAGUAGUAUCUCUGGUGCAGUUACUCAGUGAUCCCUUCUAUAGGACACUUGAAGGCUUCCGAAUGCUGGUGGAAAAAGAAUGGCUCUCUUUUGGUCAUAAAUUCAGUCAACGUAGUAAUCUGACUCUCAAUUGUCAGGGUAGUGGAUUUGCUCCUGUUUUCUUACAGUUUUUAGACUGUGUGCAUCAGAUCCAUAACCAAUACCCAACAGAGUUUGAGUUCAAUCAAUAUUAUCUGAAGUUUCUGGCUUUUCAUCACAUAUCAAAUCGAUUUAAAACAUUUCUUCUGGAUUCAGACUACGAAAGACUAGAACAUGGGACAUUGUUUGAAGAUAAAGGAGAUAAACAUGCCAAAAAAGGAAUUUGUAUUUGGGAAUGUAUUGAAAAGAUGCACAAAAGGAGCCCUAUUUUCUUCAAUUACCUCUAUGCCCCUGCUGAAAUAGAGGCACUGAAACCAAAUGUAAAUAUGUCCAGCCUCAAAAAGUGGGAUUAUUAUGUAGAAGAGAUUUUGGCUACAGGUCCCUCCUAUGAUUGGACCAUGGUAACUGCAAAAUGCAGUGUUUCAGAGGAAACUGACCAAACAGAUGGUUCACUGUCUCAGACUAAGAGGAAAAUAGUAUGGCCAUGUUACGAUGAUGUUAAAAAAAUACAACCUGAUGCCAUCAGCAGCCUUUUAAAUGAGAUUGAAAGGUUGGAAAGUAAAUUAAAUCAGAGCCCAGAAAGGUGGCAGCUUUUGUGGGAAAGGGUCAAAAUGAAUCUAAAGGAUGACACCAGACAAGACAAUCUCCGGAGACAUCCUUCUGGCUCUUCAGGGAUGAUGUCAGCUAAUCUACAUUCCUAUCAAAAGAGGUCUUUGUUGGAAAUACCUGACAGUGGGCUGGGUGAGGAACAGAGUGCAAGUAUCUCUCCCUCUAAUGGAGUAGACAGAAGAACAACGACGCUAUACAAUCAUUUCACAUCAAAGAAUGAUGAAAAUAGAUCUUUCGAAGGUACGCUAUACAAAAGAGGAGCUUUACUAAAAGGUUGGAAACCUCGCUGGUUUGUGCUGGAUGUGACAAAACACCAGCUGAGAUACUAUGAUUCUGGUGAGGAUACAAGCUGUAAGGGACACAUAGACCUCGCAGAAGUAGAAACUGUGAUUCCUGCUUCUCCAACAAUUGGUGCCCCAAAACAUGCAAAUGAAAAAGCAUUUUUUGAUUUGAAGACAAAUAAACGUGUAUACAAUUUUUGUGCCCAAGAUGCACAGAGUGCUCAACAAUGGAUGGAUAGGAUCCAGAGUUGCAUUUCAGAUGCUUAGAAAGGAAAAACGUUCCAUAAUAAAGACACGUUUAAAGCACCUCUUCCUGUAAGAAGCUACGUUCUGAAAUGUUACUGACAGACAACCAGCCUUCUUUACAUUUCAAGUGUAAAAGUUCAUAAUAUGCUAAAGUUCCUUUUCUGUUUAAUAAUUAUACCACUGUAACUGCUUUUUUUUUUCUGCAGGAAGGACUUUGAAAAAUAAUAAUCCAUUUAUCCUGAAUUUCCACUUUCUUCAGUACAAUUCCUAGGUAUAAAAGUGGACUGUAUUUGCACUAUCAUCUAAUCCUGGUUUUCUCAUUUCAGAGCUAUUCUGUUAGGAAACCUGUCCAAAGGAAAUUGUAGAAAUUUUCCCUCCAACAGGAAAUGUAUUUUCACUUUAUUUAUAUUUUUAAGCAGAAUGUUCUUAUUUCCAAGCUAGUCAUGAAUAAGAGGGAACAUGUCUACAAUUCCUAAAAAUAAAUAAAGAAAUGAAGCUUGUGAGUCCAGUGACAUGUGUAUCAGGUUGCCAGUGUUUAUAGACAGUUGAUAUUUUUAAAGACCAAAAAGUGAAAUUGCCCCAUACCAGACUUUCAAGUGUCUUCUCAGUGUGUAGGUCAUUCUCUAAUCUUGUGCUCUACUGAGUGCUUCUGCAAUGUUGUUAUGGAAUUUCAAAUUCUAGGGAUGAUCUGAAGAUCAUAACACUUUUAUUUUAGAUUCUGUUUGCAAUUACAAUGGGAUAAAUGAAAGAAAACUGGCUGAUGCUAUCCAGGAGAAACGGAAAACAACAAACUAGGAAUUCAGUAGAAGGAAGAUCUCUUAUGUGUGAGUUGUAUAUGUUAAUUUAUAUGCUGUUCUGCUCACUGUAACAUAAAAAAUAACAAACAUGAUAAUGCACUAAACAAUGAAGCAAGCACUUGCACUGAAAUCUUUAAAAUGCAGACAUUUUGCAGGACAGAGGUAAGUUAUUUAUAGCAGAACAUACUAGCUAGUUAACAACAUUUACAGAUAUUAAAUAUGUACAUAAUCAGGUUUGAUGUGUCGUGAUUUGAUACUUUUUAAACAUUUUUUGCACAUGAAUUGGAAGACUGUUUAUAGAUUUUUACAUUUGAUAAAAUUGUGUUUGUUCAGCUUAAAAUCCUGGUGAAACAUUUUUAAUAGCCCCAAAUUAGUAGAAAUUUUACAGUCUACAAAUAGUGAUGACAUUGAGUAGAGUAUGUAGGUAAUUAAGCCAUUGUUUUUAUUUUGAAAUGUUAAUAUGUUAAAUAGCACACUAAUAUUACAAAAGGUUUGUAUAUAUGAUUCACUAUUUUCUCAUUUUUCCAGAUGUUCUGCUUGUAAUUUAAUGUCAGCCUAACCAAACUGACUAUACUUAUAAGAUUUUUCAGUUAUUAAAUUGUUUGUGGUUUUUUUAUAACUAAUGUAUUUUGUCAGAAAGGAACAUAAAUUUCUCACCACACACAAUAGGAAAUGCAGCUGUUUUUAAUGCAUUUGCAAUUUCAAAACAAAAAUAUGAAGGAUUUUUCUAGCAUUUUCAAUUGACAAAUUUCCACCUGUGACAAUGGUGUUUGCACAUUUGUAUUUUUCUUUGUAUAUGAAGUACUUUUAUAUGUACUUUGUAAAAUACUGAUCCUGUUCUUAGGUUACAUGAAAAUAUACAUACCACUGCUUAUUUUGUAACUAGUUAAUUUUAACUCUUGUAUGUUAUGUGAUAUAUGUAUGCUAACCAUCUUGUAAUAAAUACACUUCUUAAGGAAAAGUAAAACCUUUCCUUGUACUGUAAAAGAGAAAAAAGCAAGACCCACGUGUUGAAAUAUUUCCACGGGCACAAGACAAAUCCUUAAUUUACUCUGUAUUAAGAAUAGUGGGUGUAUUAAAAACUAUGUGGUCUUUUGUAUACUUGUAAAUAUUCAUACAUAAAAGUUGCACUUGAGCAUCCUUAACUCAAACACUUGUCAACAGUAACACUAAAGACUAAAGAAAUCAGAAUUUAAAGCAAAAUUAUCAUUCUAACAAGGCUCAAUGUAUAGCCUUUACUAAAAGGCUGAAUACGUAUAAUGUUCAUACUAAGUCAUUGAAUAAUGAUGUUAAAUAUAUUUUUUUAUAAAAAAUCCUAUAUGGUAUCACAACAUAAAUCAACUGCAUACUUUCACCCUGAAAUGUAUCUCACUCAUUUAUAUCACCUUAUGCAAAAAUUAUCUAGUUCAUAAGAAGUAAAAUAUAAAAAAUGACAAGGUCUUACUUGAGAAUGUGCAUCUAAAUUGAAUUACUGAGUGUAGUGUGGGAUAGCAGAGUUAAAAUGGAAAGGGAAUGUGUGACGGAGGUAGGGGACCUGUGACAAUUCUUGGAUGCUGUGGUGCUUAGAUGAUAAGGUUUGCAUAUUGAGCUUGGCAUGGAUGCUAAUGUUGCCUUAAACGUUGAUCUCAAUUUUUAGUGUCUGUAUCGAUGGAAAAUGGACUUGAGCAACUUAACUUAAAAAUAUCCAAAUAAAAGCUGAAAUGAGAUGUA
Molecule: messenger RNA, 8371 nt
Organism: Harpia harpyja (harpy eagle)
Lineage: Eukaryota; Metazoa; Chordata; Aves; Accipitriformes; Accipitridae
Gene: SBF2
Product: SET binding factor 2
Exons: 42
Coding region: 174-5885 (1903 amino acids)
Source: RefSeq, a predicted model, not a curated record